AUGAGUAAUUUUAUCAACAGUUUGUUGUAUGGAUUUACCAACAUUCUCUCGGUUGGCCCUGAACAACCUAGAGAAGGCCAAGAAAACGAGGGCGGAUGUAGCGGUUCCAAUGGAGAGGGAUGUUGCAAGGACAAAUCUCAAGAGCCCAAGGCAACAUCUGGCUGCUGUCAAGGUGACAAUGCUGGAGAUGCUUGUUGCUCUUCGUCCGCUGAACCCACCGCUGCUACUGUAGAAACCAACAAAGAGGACGGUUGUUGUCAAUCUACUGCUGGAAAAUCAUCGUGCGCUUGUGAAUCAGCAUCGAAUGAACCUGUCAUUAUCGACAACUUGAAGAUUAUUUUCUCAACAUUGACCGGCACAGCAAAGACCAUGGCUACCGAAAUCGAAAACAAGAUCAACACCAAUGAGCGAGUUACAGUAAACAAGAUUGAAGUCAUGGAUGUUACUGAAUACGACAAUGAUAAUUUGCUGCAAGAAACCGCAGUUUGUGUCUUUAUCCUGUCAACUUACAAUGUGGAAGGCCCCUUGGAUUGGUUCUCCAAUUGGCUUCAUGAUCUUCGUUAUGAUUUCCGUGUUGAUCGUGAUGCAUUGAAAAAGUUGCGCUAUGCUGUCUGCGGUUUGGGCGACUCGGCUUACGGCGAUGAAUUCAAUAUCGCAGCAGCCAAUAUCGAUAAAUGGCUGGGUCGUUUAGGUGCCACUCGCAUCUAUCCUUUGGGUGAAUGUGACAAGAAUGCAGAUCAAAAGGCACAGUUUGAUGUGUGGUCGAAUGGAUUUGUUUCAGAGUUGGAGGAUAAGCACAGCUUGGAAUUCUCACCUACCAACAUUGCAUUUCAAUCAGACGAUGAAGACGACGAAGCAUCUGCUGAAGAAGAAGAACAGCAACCUGAUAUCGAUAUUGAUGGCAGUGGGUCCGGCGAUGAAAUGGUGGAUUUGGAGGAUAUGGGCAACAUGGCCAGCAAGAUCAAGGCUGCUAAAGCCAAGCGUGCUGAAGAGGAAGAAGAUUUCGAAAACAGUAAAGCCAAAGCCAAGCGAUUGAUCGGCACAGAUGCAGGAAACAAGCCCAAAACUGCACCUCAAGCUCGUGAGAUGGUAUCACCCAUGAUUCUCAAGAACUUGACCAAGCAAGGCUACAAGGUGAUCGGUUCUCAUUCAGGUGUCAAGAUUUGUCGUUGGACUAAAUCUGCAUUGCGUGGUCGUGGCUUCUGUUACAAGCACGCUUUUUACGGUAUCCAAAGCCAUUUGUGUAUGGAGACAACUCCCUCUUUGGCUUGUGCUAACAAAUGUGUCUUUUGUUGGAGACAUCACACAAAUCCUGUCGGCACUACCUGGCGUUGGAAGGUCGACGAUCCUCAGUUCAUCUUGGAUGGUGCCAUGGAAAACCACUACAAGAUGAUCAAGCAGCUGAAGGGUGUUCCUGGCGUCAAAGCAGAGCGUUUCCAAGAAGCAUUCACUAUUCGUCAUUGUGCUCUAUCACUUGUCGGUGAGCCCAUCUUUUACCCUCAUAUCAAUGAAUUUGUCACCAAACUGCACGAAAACAACAUUUCAUCAUUCCUGGUGACAAAUGCUCAGUUCCCUGACAAGAUCGCCGAGAUGGUGCCUGUCACUCAACUUUAUGUUAGUGUCGAUGCUGCCACCAAAGACUCACUCAAGAAGAUUGAUCGUCCUCUGUUUAGAGAUUUCUGGGAGCGAUUUUUGAACUGUUUGGAGCAAUUGGCAUUGAAGGGCCAACGUACAGUGUACCGUAUGACAUUAGUCAAGGGCCACAACACAGCAGAAAUUGACGGUUACGUUGAAUUGAUUCGUCGAGGCAAGCCUUCGUUCAUUGAAGUCAAGGGUGUGACCUAUUGUGGCUACAGUGGUGCAAGUGAUUUGACCAUGGCCAAUGUUCCUUUUCAUGUGGAGGUCAUUGAUUUCUGUCAAAAGUUGGUGUCUAAAUUGGAUGGUGAUUAUGAAAUUUCAGCAGAACAUGCUCAUUCCUGCUCCCUUUUGAUUGCUCACAAGGAUUUCAAGGUGAAUGGUGAAUGGCACACGCAUAUCGAUUACCCCAAGUUCUUUGAACUUGUCAAGAGCGGAAAGCCUUUCAACAGUUUAGAUUACAUGGCCAAGACUCCCGACUGGGCACUUCAUGGCCAUGAAGCUGCUGGUUUUGAUCCUAAUGAAACUCGCCAUUAUCGCAAGAACAGAAAGACGGUUGUGCCACCUGUUAAUGCAGAUAUCAAUGCAGCUUAA
Messenger RNA from Mucor velutinosus, 2229 nucleotides. RefSeq lists its product as uncharacterized. NCBI's taxonomy places the organism in Eukaryota, Fungi, Mucoromycota, Mucoromycetes, Mucorales, Mucoraceae. The record is from RefSeq and is a predicted model, not a curated record. Gene Ontology annotation, biological process: wybutosine biosynthetic process. The transcript is spliced from 2 exons. Bases 1 to 2229 code for a protein of 742 amino acids. Gene Ontology annotation, molecular function: 4 iron, 4 sulfur cluster binding; FMN binding; catalytic activity.